Messenger RNA from Heterobasidion irregulare TC 32-1, 546 nucleotides. RefSeq lists its product as uncharacterized. The transcript has 4 exons. The record is from RefSeq and is a predicted model, not a curated record. Gene Ontology annotation, cellular component: extracellular region. NCBI's taxonomy places the organism in Eukaryota, Fungi, Basidiomycota, Agaricomycetes, Russulales, Bondarzewiaceae. The annotation marks the transcript as partial.
AUGGUCCGCAUUUCCAGUGCCCUUCUCGUGCUUCCUUUCAUCUUCGGCAGUCUUGCAAGCCCACUUCUCAGGCGUACCGUCGCGCAAGUCGAAUCCGAUAUCACAGGCAUCAGCACCCAAGUCGACGCUCUGAACACCGCUAUUCAAGCAUUCCCUACUUCUGGUGGAAACUUGGUGGACGCGCUGGGAAUCCACACCGAUGCUACCAACUUAGCAAGCGCCGUCACCACCGCCACCUCCGAUACUCAGGCUACUGACGCCUUCUCGGAGGAUGAUGGCCAGACCAUCCUAGCCCAAGUUCAGGCCCUCGAGCCCAACAUUAUUACUACCCUCCAGAACCUGAUCGCGAAGAAAUCAGGCUUCACGUCCUUACCUGUUGGUGGGGUUACCACGCUCGUUGAACAAGACCUCCAGACUCUGGCCAAUGAUACCUCGGCGUUUGCGGAUGCUUUAAUUGCCAAGUCACCAGCGGAUUUAGUUGAUCAAGCCAAUACUAUCAAAUCAGAUAUUAACGCCGCAUUCUCGUCCGCAAUUUCCGCUUACAGU